AGUCCCUUCUGUGAUUACCACUCCAGCUGCUGGAAACGGGCGAGAAAGAGGAGGUGAGAAACUCCCACCGACCCACAGAGGGAGCAUGACUUCGGCAACUUCACCUAUCAUUUUAAAAUGGGACCCCAAAAGUUUGGAAAUCCGGACACUAACAGUGGAAAGGCUUCUGGAGCCACUGGUUACACAGGUGACGACACUUGUCAACACAAGCAACAAAGGCCCAUCUGGUAAAAAGAAAGGGAGGUCAAAGAAAGCCCAUGUACUGGCCGCAUCUGUAGAGCAAGCUACUCAGAACUUCCUGGAAAAGGGUGAACAGAUCGCUAAGGAGAGUCAAGAUCUCAAAGAAGAGUUGGUGGCCGCUGUAGAGGAUGUGCGCAAACAAGGUGAGACAAUGCGGAUCGCCUCCUCUGAGUUUGCUGAUGACCCAUGUUCAUCGGUGAAGCGCGGCACAAUGGUGAGGGCGGCAAGGGCUUUGCUAUCAGCUGUAACACGCUUACUCAUCCUGGCGGACAUGGCGGAUGUCAUGAGACUUUUAUCUCAUCUGAAAAUUGUGGAAGAGGCUCUGGAAGCUGUAAAAAAUGCUACGAAUGAACAAGACCUUGCAAACCGCUUUAAAGAGUUUGGGAAAGAAAUGGUGAAACUAAACUAUGUAGCAGCAAGAAGACAACAGGAACUGAAGGACCCUCACUGUAGAGAUGAGAUGGCAGCUGCCCGUGGAGCUCUGAAGAAGAAUGCCACAAUGCUGUACACAGCCUCCCAAGCCUUUCUCCGCCACCCAGAUGUUGCUGCCACAAGAGCCAACCGAGAUUAUGUCUUCAAACAAGUCCAGGAGGCCAUUGCUGGCAUCUCCAAUGCUGCUCAAGCUACCUCGCCCACGGAUGAAGCCAAAGGCCACACGGGUAUCGGCGAGCUGGCUGCAGCUCUGAAUGAGUUUGAUAAUAAGAUCAUCCUGGACCCCAUGACGUUCAGCGAGGCCAGGUUCCGGCCGUCCCUGGAGGAGAGGCUGGAGAGCAUUAUCAGCGGCGCUGCGCUCAUGGCUGACUCCUCCUGCACCCGCGACGACAGGCGCGAGCGCAUCGUGGCCGAGUGCAACGCAGUGAGGCAGGCGCUCCAGGACCUGCUCAGCGAGUACAUGAAUAAUACGGGAAGGAAAGAAAAAGGAGACCCUCUAAACAUUGCAAUUGACAAGAUGACCAAGAAAACAAGAGAUCUAAGGAGACAGCUUCGGAAAGCAGUGAUGGAUCACAUAUCUGAUUCUUUCUUGGAAACCAAUGUCCCUUUGUUGGUUCUCAUUGAAGCUGCAAAGAGUGGGAAUGAAAAGGAAGUGAAGGAAUAUGCCCAGGUUUUCCGUGAACAUGCCAACAAGCUGGUGGAGGUUGCCAAUUUGGCCUGUUCCAUCUCCAACAACGAGGAAGGGGUGAAAUUAGUCCGAAUGGCAGCCACACAGAUUGAUAGCCUGUGCCCUCAGGUCAUCAAUGCUGCUCUCACACUGGCGGCACGGCCACAGAGCAAAGUUGCUCAGGAUAACAUGGACGUCUUCAAAGACCAGUGGGAGAAGCAGGUGCGAGUGCUAACUGAGGCUGUGGAUGACAUCACCUCGGUGGAUGACUUCCUGUCUGUCUCAGGUAAUCACAGGCCCCUUACCAGGGAACCAGUACUAGCAUCCAUGUUGCUGGUAGUGGAGAAGAAGUGGAUCCUGUAUGUCAUGUCCAGCAGGACCCCAGAAGAACUAGAAGAUGAUUCUGACUUUGAGCAGGAAGAUUACGACGUGCGUAGCCGGACAAGCGUUCAAACGGAGGAUGACCAGCUCAUUGCAGGGCAGAGUGCACGGGCCAUCAUGGCGCAACUACCACAAGAGGAGAAGGCAAAAAUAGCUGAGCAGGUGGAGAUAUUCCACCAAGAGAAAAGCAAGCUGGACGCCGAAGUGGCCAAGUGGGACGACAGCAGCAAUGACAUCAUUGUUCUGGCCAAGCAGAUGUGUAUGAUCAUGAUGGAAAUGACAGACUUCACAAGGUGUCCUGAUUCAGCAUGUAAGCAGGAUUUAUUAGCCUACCUUCAACGAAUUGCCUUGUAUUGCCAUCAGCUCAAUAUCUGCAGCAAAGUGAAGGCUGAAGUACAGAAUCUAGGAGGAGAGCUCAUUGUGUCAGGGACAGGAGUUCAGAGCACUUUCACUACCUUUUAUGAGGUAGAUUGUGAUGUCAUAGAUGGGGGCAGGGCUAGUCAACUUUCUACCCACCUCCCAACCUGUGCUGAGGGAGCUCCGAUCGGGAGUGGAAGCAGUGAUUCUUCCAUGGUUUAUUCACAGGAUUCCUGCAUCAGGCUGGGAGAGCACAUGGGUUCUGGAGAAGAGACAGGCUCUCAUUUUUUUGCUGCAGAAUUAGACACCAUCUAUCUGAAAAUGGAAUCUGUGCUGGACAGUGCUACGUCGCUUAUCCAGGCAGCUAAAAACCUGAUGAAUGCUGUUGUCCUCACGGUCAAAGCAUCCUAUGUGGCCUCAACCAAAUACCAGAAGGUCUAUGGGACAGCAGCUGUCAACUCACCUGUUGUAUCUUGGAAGAUGAAGGCUCCAGAGAAGAAGCCCCUUGUGAAGAGAGAAAAGCCUGAAGAAUUCCAGACCCGGGUUAGGAGAGGUUCUCAAAAGAAACAUAUUUCACCUGUGCAGGCUUUAAGUGAAUUCAAAGCAAUGGAUUCCUUCUAGGACGAUUGGCUUUAACCAGAAAGAUUUUCCUUUCUUUUUAGUUUUCUUUUUCCUUUCUUUUUCAUUUUAAUUCCAUUUUUGUAUGCAUACCUGCCAACUCGUAUGCCUCUGGCAUGGGGAAAUUAAGAGAGCAGUGUCUGUUUGCAUGUAAGAUGAGAUGUGAUCAAUACUACUGAUCCAUCUGUAGCCUGGGGAGGAGGGGACAGGGGGAUUCCUGUCCUGAGGUGGCACAGAGCUGUCCUUUGUAACAUUCUCUUAAAAGUUGGACAAAGAGUUCGCAUUGCAAUGUUUACGGGAGUGGGAGGGAUGGGGAAAAAAUAAACUUAACUCUACAAAAGCAAACUCUAAUGCAUGCAAGAAUCAUUAGGUUGGCAGGUAUAUUCAUAAGUGAAAAACCUGGAAGUGUAAUGGUAGAACAUAAAACUUGUAUUGCUUCUGUUUCAGUGCAAACAUGUACUAGCCAAUACGCUUAAGUGUGUGGCCCACAAAAUUGAACAAUUGAACUUUGACGUCAUACCCAUGAUCUUAUGUGGAUUCUUUUUAACUGAGGAGAAACUAGUCCAGCCUAAAAUGCUUCUUUUAAUCUGUAUUCUGUUCUUUCUCUUCUGAUAGUGCCAUUACUAGUGCUCAUGUUAUCAUUUUUUCCCCUUUACUAAAAAUAAUGAACAUUUAUUUGAGAUAAUUAAAAUCCUUCUGGGGGCACUGGAAGCACAAUAUGGUGACUGAUCUUUCUUUCUUUCUUUCUUUUUUAAAAUACGAACUAUGAUUUUGCUAGAAAUAGAAGGCCCAGUGGUGGAAUGUUAGAGGAAUAAAAACUGACAGUGUGUGAAGGUUUAGAGGCAAAUACAUAGGUGUAGCUUGGAGUGCUGGUAUCUAAUAUACCAUUGUAUUCACUAACUCAAAAUAAACACAUUUAAUCUUGAUAUCUGAA
Molecule: messenger RNA, 3629 nt
Organism: Ictidomys tridecemlineatus (thirteen-lined ground squirrel)
Lineage: Eukaryota; Metazoa; Chordata; Mammalia; Rodentia; Sciuridae
Source: RefSeq, a predicted model, not a curated record